Molecule: messenger RNA, 387 nt
Organism: Prunus armeniaca (apricot)
Lineage: Eukaryota; Viridiplantae; Streptophyta; Magnoliopsida; Rosales; Rosaceae
Source: the annotation of a GenBank genome assembly
AUGAGAAGAUUUGAGGCUUGUGAGAUGAGUCGAAGAAACAGUGGAAAUGGGCAUCAUUGGGAGUGGCUAGACACACCGACCUGUGCUAGAGGAAAAGAACUAAUUCCUGGGUUGCUAAGAAGAAUGAGAGCAAUGGAAAAGGACCUAAAGUUAAUAGAAGAACAGAAGAAAGAAGUGGAAGACAAGCUGAAAAUUGUGGAGAGAGAAAAGAAGGAAUUAGAGUACAAAGUUGGAGAAUUAGGCAAGCAGAAAAGACUAUUGGAAGAGAAAAGAAUAGGCCAACGACCAAGAGAGAAUCAAAUUUGGGGGUUCGAGUUUGGUGGACAUAUUGGUGUUGGUGUAUUCAAUUUGUUGAUGAGAGGGCAUGAGUGGAUAAUUGUGAUAUGA